Messenger RNA from Megalobrama amblycephala (Wuchang bream), 8110 nucleotides. It is a transcript of the gene znf618, whose product is annotated as zinc finger protein 618. The coding region runs from base 1058 to 3580 and encodes 840 amino acids. Gene Ontology annotation, molecular function: protein dimerization activity. The transcript is spliced from 14 exons. The record is from RefSeq and is a predicted model, not a curated record. Lineage: Eukaryota; Metazoa; Chordata; Actinopteri; Cypriniformes; Xenocyprididae.
AUGAAAAAGAAGUUUGGUCACAAAUGUAAAAAAAAAAAAAAAAAAAAAAAAAAAAUUGAUUUGCAUGGACAAAUUUACUAUUGCAUGUAGACGAUUGUGCUUCUCUAACCCAAAGGCUGAGCAGCUGACGCGACAUCAGCUUCAUAAAGGCAUUGUGUGAAAUUAAUGCAUUUGCAAAUUGAGAACCUGCCCUUGCAUGAUGGCGGAUGAGUGUGUCCGUGGGGCAGACCGCAACAUUUGUGUCCCUCAGCAGCAGUGAAGCGUCAGGAAGAGCUCAAUCACACUCACUGCAAACACAUUCGCGAGCUCUGUUUCCAGAAGAGAAAAAAUGCCCCGGAAAGACCCGCUCGUUUCGUCAUUUUGAGAUCCGAAGGGGAGGAUUUCUUCAUUCCCAGAAAAUUUCUCCGCAUGACCCGCAUCAUUUUGGGAGGUAACAAAGUGGAGCACGCGCGUCUUUCCUCAUUCACAAAUGAUACAAUGUAACGGCGCUUUGAUCAGAUCAUCCGGAGCUCAUGUUUGUGCGCGCGGUAAGAUCGCAUCCCGAUUCUCUCAAAUGUGAUCUGAAUGUGCAUGGAUCUGUUGAUUUUUUUUUUUUUUUUUUUUUUUUUUUUUUCCCCCCUCUUUUUUUUUUUUUUUUUUUUUUGCGGAGCUGCUUUCGAAAUAAAGUUUUGCAGCGAGUUUGUGUCGCGGGGAAUUGUUGCAGGGCUCGCGCUGUGCUCGGGUCCGAGAGCUCGCGGCUUGUGCGGGAAAUGUGUGGAGUUGAAAUCAGACGGGGUAGGGUAGAAUCUGAAAACACAAAAAGCACACGCAGCAGCCAUGUUUGCUGAAUUUUCCUGUGAAUUUGAGCCCGACUCUGGUGUGUCUCGCUCAGGGAAGCAGAGGUCGGCUGGACGGCUCUGUCUCUCUCUCAUCAGCUCCUCGCGCUCAAGUUUGAUGCAGAUCUUACUCUUGUUUGGCUGAAUUCAAGAAAAGCAGACCAGGAGGGAGAGCAGUAGAAGAGAGCGCUUGAGCUCUGCACCACAAGUUUCCUGUGCUCUUGCUGAGCAGUCCUGGAGUCAUGAGUUGUCAGGAGGUUCCUAACCCCAGCCAGGAGCCGAAGGACACAGCUGUGGUCCCCACAGAAGCAGGAGCCACACAAGCGGUACCGACAACUUCCCCGAAGCUUCCCCCAGUCACCGUAAAGACAGAGGUGGCUUCCACCGCCGAGUCUGUGGCCAGUAAUGGCAAAGCGAGUGACGGCAACAUACCUGCUGAGAUCUGUGUGGUUUUGGGGAGCUCUCGCAACUCACAAACACAAGGCUCUUACGUCUGUGGAGUAUGUGGCAAAAAGUACAAAUACUACAACUGCUUUCAGACGCAUGUCCGAGCUCACACAGAGGCCGAGGGCACUGCUUCAGGAGAAGGAGCAUCUCUGGGAAUCAAUAGUUCUUUCCGCUAUACUUGUGAUGUAUGUGGGAAGAAAUACAAGUACUACAGCUGUUUUCAGGAGCACCGAGACCUCCACGCAGUUGAUGAUCCAUAUGACCAUGUGAUACCUGUAGAAGACCUAAAGGAGGAGACUGAAUCCUACCAGAAAAUGGGACCAAAAACGGGAAGUUACACGUGUGAGUACUGUGGAAAACAGUACAAAUACUUCAACCCCUAUCAGGAGCACGUGGCUCUUCACGCUCCCAUGAAAGGAACUUAUGGCCUUAAAAUGGAAGGGAAAAUGUCUAGCCAGUCAGGCCAGUCCAGUCGUGCAGACAUCAACAAUUCCCAGAACUCUAGUGAUACUCCAAACAGCCGGAACUAUACUUCCCUCCCCAGCCCUCAAAAAACCUACACGUGUGGAGCCUGUGGAAUUCAGUUCCAGUUCUACAACAACCUAAUGGAGCACAUGCAGUCCCAUGCUGAAGAAAGAAUACGUUUGGAACGACAUGAUGCUGAUAAUGAGAACCAUGUUAAAGAUGAGUCUCCGAAGCCUUCCCAAGCGCCCGUGGCCACACAGGAGCAGAUGUGGAAAUCUCCUCAGCCGGCACAACAGAGGAACCACAUACCACCGUCUUUUCAGAACAGAUUACUCCCAGAAAAGGAGAGACAACAAGUGGCCGAACGUUUACUGAGAGUAAUGUGCGUAGACCUUGGCCUUCUUGGCGUUCUCAGCAGCAAGGACUUCCUGAAGCUUGCGCAGACCCUGGUGGACACGGGUUCGCGUAACGGAGCCUACUCCAUUCGCGAAGCCCUGGGAGAUAUGAGCUCGCUGGCAUUGAAACAGCUCCCCCGUAUGUACAACCAGGUCAAAGUGAAAGUCACCUGCGCCCUGGGUUCCAACUCUUCCUUGGGCAUUGCUGUGACCUGCCAUUCGCAGACCAUAGGACCUGACUCCUGCUAUUUGCUAACAGCGUAUCAAGUGGAGGGCGUGCGACUCCGACGCUAUGUGCUGGGACUCAAGGAGGCGUCUUUAAGGGAGAGUCCUGAGCAGAUACACCACUGGGUCCAGAAUGUUCUGUCGGAGUUUGUCAUGUCAGAAAUCCGUACGGUCUACGUGACAGAGCCGCGCUUGUCUUCGCUGGCCUUUUGCGGUCGCACCGGAGUUGGCCUUCGUUGCGCAGGUUGCUCUCUAACUGCCACCGUUCAGGCUGUUCUCGGCCGUCGCAGCCUGCAAGCACGAGGACUCCACGAACUAGGCGAGCUUCUGGCUACGUGUCGCGACAUCGCCGCAACGACCAGCUUCAGUCAUGAAGGGAAAUCAGGGGAAGAGCCUGCCGCUCCGCCUUGCUGGGAUGCGGUUGCGGAGGCCUUGCUCAAGGUUCACGAGAACUUUGAGGCCACCUGCGAAGCGUACGGCCGUUCAAAGAGCACUGUGCCGCUCUUGCAAGGCCUAAACAAGCACCUGCUUGGCACGCUUGCGUGUCUGCUUGCGCCGCUAAGGCAGGCAGCACAGGAGCUGAGUGUGGAACGCUGCCCCACGCUCCAGCACGUCCUUCCCGUCUACCUCCGUCUUGAAAAACUUUUCACCUCUAAAGCCGGCGAAGUGGGUGCUGGCAGUAAGCUUUGCCACUACUUCCUGGAAGCCCUGAAGGAGAACUUCAAAGUGGAACGAGUCCAUCAAGUCGCAAUGAUCCUGGAUCCACAGCUGAAGCUGCGGCCAGUGCCUGCGUACCAGCAUGAGGAUAUUAUCUCAAGGGUGUGUGACAUGGCUGCUAAUAUGAGGGAAUCAGGAAGCGGUGGUUCCGGAGGUACAUCUCUGGACGAGCGGGAUAACGAAGGGCCGUCGGCACCCAAGCGUGGCCGUCUCGACUGUGGAUUGGAGAGGCCAUCGUGCGAUGCUGAAGAGCCACAGGUACGAAAAGAGCUGUUCCAGUACCUCGGCGAACCACUGUUCAGUGGCACGGGCGACCUGCUGCAGUACUGGAGUUCGGUCAUGGACAGAUACCCCAGGCUGUCGCGGUUAGCGCUGUGGUUGUUGGCUGUACCGGCUGUAGCUGUGCAUGGGGAGUGCGUGAGCAUCUGCGAGCAGACCUUAGCCAUGAAGAGAAAGCAGCAGGUCUCUGCGGAGGAGAUGAACAAACUUGUCUUCCUCAAGAGUAAUUUUGCUUGAGACGGCUCAGGGCUUUCAGCUAACGGCACCAUAGACUGUUUGAAGCAAAUGUACGUCACUUCUCUUUACCCCUUCCGAAAAUCCCGAUUUACCGUAAGUGUCUAUCGAUGUGGCACAUGAUAGAGAUUUACAAAGGAAAGGUACAUUGACAAUUAAUUCUCAAACACCCCUUCAGAUCAUAGCUCGGCAUUGGCGAUGACGACAGAGCGACUCGAUGAAAAUACGGUCUGCCCGAGGACACGGAUGUGAACUUGUGUUUUCGAUGUUUCAGUUGAACUCCCACUUAAAAUUGUGAUGUUUUUAACAGUAUGUGGUUCAUCCAUCCUCCUUUUCUUUCUGUGAACCCAUCUGAAAUUCAGUCAAUGGAUUAUUGAAAUCAUUUUACAUCUAGCGAAGGAAAAAACGGGGUACUUAGAAAAAGCCAUUUUUUUUGCAACUACGCCUUUAUGAAAACCACAAACACUCUUUGCUGUGACAGCUGAACAAUACCUCUCUUUAGCGGUUUAUCGGUGGGCAGGUCAAGCUGUAGAGGUGUAAGUCUUGUCUUAGGCAGGCCCUGAUUCAAUAAUCUCAGUUAACCGGUUUGAGUGUGUUAAGCUCUUGUUCAGACUCAGGAGUUUAAGCCCAGCAGAACUCAAUUUAUACUUGGAUCACACAUAAGUAAACUGUUUUGCAAAUAUUUAUUUUAAUUUUUUGUCAGUUCUCACAAUAACGUUGCAAUAAAUGUUACGUAGCAGAAGUUAUACUCUCAAGCUGACUUUGAUGCCUUGCACCUUUUGUAGCAGCCUUUUUUUCCCCCCAUUACAGCUCACUGGGAUCAAUACAAUCUGCAAUACCUGAAACAGCCACUUAAACCCCAAGAUUGGAUUUCCAAUAAUAUUGGGUUAUGGAAGUAUAUGGGAAUGAUCUGAUGUUGUGCAAAGUUCUGGUCCAGUUGAUCUGAUCAUCUUUUUUGUUUUUUUCCUUUUUUCCUGAUUUCUGAAAAAGUGGGAAUAGGGCUAUGAAAUGCAGAAACUGUCUGUCUCUCACUGUCUCAGUACAAACCUCGCUGAACAGAGGCAGCUAAUUGCAUUAUUGUUUGAAUGCAUUUUAAGAGGAUAAAGCUAAACAAAUAUUUCAUUAUUUAUGCACUGGAUUUCUCGUAUUAUUUUCCUCAUUUAUCUCCAGCAGGUAAUUAGAUUAGAGACGACAUUAACUAGAGAAAACAUUGCCUAGAUUAGGACCAAAGUAUCUUUUAAAAGUAGUUUAUCAUUGUGAAUAAUUGCCAUUUCCAAACAAAUUUGUAGAGUUAUCUCAUAAUACUCAUGCUUCCUCAUAACUGUUUCGCCCUCAUAAAUUUCCACUGCCUUUGAACAGCUGUUUAUUUCAAAAUUGUUCUAGUAAACGAACAGAAGUAACAAUUUUCACUUCCAUGAUAAAAUAAAUGAUCUUCAAGAGUAUUUUGCAGUAGUUUUUCCAAGAAAAGAUGUGAUUUAGUAUUAUAUAGUUUGUCUUGUAAUGCCUUGAACAUCUUUGUGUGAUUAUACAGAUAUGCAUGCAGACAAUAUAAGAGUUUUUUUAUCUUUAAUAAAGUGGCAGAGAUCUUCAGACGUAUAGUCUACGUUCACACAACAGCAGAAUACAGUUGUCAGUCCUGUUCUGAGUGCUAAAUACAGUUCCGUUCACGCACAGAUCGAUUAUGAAAGAGUGACAACCGCAUACUGUAACAAAAGUGAUUAGCUCAGAUUAUAAGGAGUCACAACCAAAUUUUGAGAGUUCAAGUUAUGUGUGCUAAAGGAACAUAACGGCAGUCAAGCAGUUGUCAAUUGAAAGGGUACAGCAUGAGGCGUGCGCUUGGCCCCGUUGACCUCUCAGGUUAGUGUGGUGGGACAGAGAGUGACACUUGAGUGUUUAGGAAAUAGGCCUACAAGGGGGAAAAACAGAACCACAGGAACAGACCACAUAUAGUCUUGAUAUUGACUAUCACUAUCUGUUCCUAUGGUUACAGGCAUUAUUUGCCAUGCCUAAAUGGGGACUGACUUUGGUUACCUGCAUAGACUUUAUGCUCUCCUCUGCUGUUAUAGGUACAACGUUUGAAAGUCACACAUGUCAGUAAAUACGGUUGUUAGUCCCAAACACUUGACCAACAUUUUGGAAUUGACUGAGAUACCAUUUUGGUCUCAUGAUUGAGAACAAGAAUCAUGAAUAACAACAGUUUAAACUAUUUUUGUCCGCUAUUUUUGACCAAAGAUUAGGGACCAAAGACACAUAAUGUUGUGCAAUUUUAACUAAACCACCAAUGACAAAGGUGCUUGGUGUUUUCUUAUUCCUCAUCAAGCUGCUGGUUUUAAACAGCACGCUCUUUGCCGUUGCCUUGUCGUCUUAUUAUAACCGUCUUGCUUUUGGGCUUGCCCAUUAAGUCACUAACUAUAAGCAACAUACAGUAUUUGGAUUUUUUAGGUUUAUUUUGCUGUAGAGGGAGAGAGAGCCUUGUCAAAAUGUGCGAUUGAGUCAAAACAUGUACCUCUUUUCCUGUGAUUUUCUUGUAGAGACUGUUACGCUUUUAAUUGCAUCAUUUCUUUUUUUAGUCAUGAACAUUAAAUCAGAGGUCUUCAACCCUGCUCCUGGAAUCCACUGUCCAACCUUAAACAAACACGCAAGAACCAGCUAAUCAAGCACUCCUGGAUUGCUUGAAAAUCACUUGCCUCCGUCUCGUUCACGCGGAUGUACGUCAUUGCUUAAGUUGCACGAGUGCCCACUACUGGCGGGACCCUUGCGAUGGAUUUAAAUGGAACGCCUUUGGAAUCUGAUAUGGAGCCCACCGUACAAGUUACUGUUGGGAUGUCACAGUUGUGUUGAAUUGUGGUCUAUGGAUCUACCUGAAAUGUACAUGUAGACUCGCUCCCUCUGUCAAAAUUGAGGGGUCGAGGGCUAGUCCAAAAAACUUCCCUCGGCCACUUGUUGUGGUGGCAGGGAUUCCCCCAAGUGGAAGUGCUAAGGGAAGUUUGUGAGUGUAUGUCUAAAAGUGGAGUUAAUUGCAGCCAUAAACGUUGCAGGGCAUUGGGUCUCCAGGAGCAGGGUUGAAGAUCUCUGCACUAAAUGCUAGGGUUAGCUUUAAAAACGACAACUAGAAACAAGGCAUCUUUGUAUGUUGCAUUAGGCUAUAAACUAUACUCGUCAGUCUCCGCCAUCUCUGAAAUAUCUUUUUAAUGAGACUGAGGUUGAUCUUGGUUGACUGAUGUCCAACUAUGAGCAUCGUUCCAGUCAUUAUUUUCAAUUAGGAUAUAGGAAAGUUCAGAGGUUCAGUCUGUCUGCAAUGCAAAAGCACUCAAGAGAGGAGUAACAACCGUAUUUAGCUCCAGUGUGAAUGAAGCCGUAGGGCCUGAAUUGCUUGAAGUUGGCAUGAAACAGAAGUUGCGAUAGUCGUUUCUUCUGUAUUGUGAAACAUUUGAGUCAAACGGCUUCUGGAAUGGGGAAAAAAAGGCCGGGACUUGAUUUUGUCCGUGGGGAAUUGAUUGGAUGGUUGUGGUUUGCUAUUGGUGGAUCUCAUGUGAGUGACAGGUUGCCCCACCCUCGUCGUCAGAGAAGAGAUGUCGCUGCUAGAGGGAGAGGAAGUUAUUUUGAUUCAAUAUUGAGGCACAUGAAUCUAAAAAAUAAUAAUAAUUAUGUGCACGGAUAAUUUAUAUAAAAUGCCGCAAUAUACCAUUAAAUAUUGAUUUCAAGGUAACUAUAAGAGCUUAGUUCAUACAAAACCGUUCUGUUGAAGAGAAACCGAGCAGGGCCGCAUGCUGAUCAGACUUGGUCUCUCACGUACCCCAAAAUACAGGUGUUGAUACUGGCUAGCAUGUGCAGAAAUGUUCAUAUGUAAAAAAUAUUUUGAUAAACCUGGCCCAGAACUAGAAACAGCUGCUGUUGAAUAUUGUCGUCUUUCUCUCUAACCACAAGAGGGCAGAAGUGUCUCAGAAAUCUGUCUUUGCAAAGAGUCUCCAAAACAUCUUACCUCUGUUUUCUAAUCAAACAUUUCAACUAUUUUGAUGAACUCAGUCUAUGAAUAUGUCGGACUUCAUGAAGGUUUUCCCUUCUUUCUGUGUGUGUUUUUUUUUUUUUUUUUUUUUUUUUUUUCUGUCCUGAACGAAUGUGUGCAUUUCUAGGGAAACAUGAAAACUGGUAAUAUGCUCUUGAGCAGCAGUCAAGUUUGUGUUGACAAAUACUAUCUCUGAAAGUAUAAAACACUGUUUCAAUCACAACUAUUUAUGGAUGUACAACAAUUAUUAAUUUCACUUAUUCUGUUUGUUUGAGAAGGGUUUUUUUUCUCCCCAUUGUAGUCCAGCCUACAUUUGUCUUUGACAGGCAUUUUUCUGAUUUUGUGUAUUGAGUUGUUUCAGCUGUAGGUCUAAUUUAUACUUUUUUAACAACACUAUUUUUCUAAACAUGACUGAUAGAGUUUUUCUCUCCUUAUCAACUGUCAGUAGUACACUGCGCUGUUCUCAGAAUCUAUCUACUCCUGUAGUAUGUGCUGUGUGAAUAAAAUAUCCUCAAACAAGCAAAAAA